Toxotes jaculatrix (banded archerfish) is the source of this 1523-nucleotide messenger RNA. It is a transcript of the gene hoxb5a, whose product is annotated as homeobox B5a. Gene Ontology annotation, molecular function: RNA polymerase II cis-regulatory region sequence-specific DNA binding; DNA-binding transcription factor activity, RNA polymerase II-specific. Gene Ontology annotation, cellular component: nucleus. Lineage: Eukaryota; Metazoa; Chordata; Actinopteri; Toxotidae. The record is from RefSeq and is a predicted model, not a curated record. Gene Ontology annotation, biological process: anterior/posterior pattern specification; regulation of transcription by RNA polymerase II.
CGUUGAAAGUACCCGCGUUAUAACGACCAAGAGAAAUCUAACAAAUCAAGCGCCCCUUAGUACUUAACUGUAAGACUGCAACUCUCUAAAACAACCUAAAUGAGCUCUUACUUUGUAAACUCGUUCUCGGGGCGCUACCCAAAUGGCCCCGACUAUCAACUGCUAAAUUAUGGAGCCAGCAGCGGCGCAAUGAACGGCGGGACGUACAGGGACUCUUCCUCCGCCACAAUGCACCAUGCGACGGGCUCUUAUGGCUACAGCUACAAUGGCAUGGACCUGACCGUCACCAACGGGGAGGGGGGGAGCAGCAGCGCCGCCAGCGCCGGAGGACACUUCGGGGGCGGCUCAGUCGUCGGGGACUCCCGGGGCUUCGGCUCCCCGGCCCCGGAGAGGGGCUUCAGACAACCGUCCAGCUGCUCCCUUGCCUCUGCGGCAGACUCCCUCCUGUCACCCGGCAGUGGAGACACCAAGCUGGGCGCCCAGAGCUCGUCUCCCCUCUCGGAGCAACCAGGAAGCGGUAAUCUCAGCUCUCCAAACCUGUCCUCCAACUCCUCCGGUGGCGGCGGCGGCGGCGGAGGCGGCACGGCGCAGCGUUUCACGGAGCUGGACGACGCGUCACCAGAGACCGACGAGUUGCACCACAACCGGGACGCCGGCCACGGCAGCAACCCGCCCUCCAGGGCCGGACACCCGCAGACCCUACAGAAGCAGGAGGGCUGCGCGGCGGGAUCAGCCGCUGGCAGCACGACGGGCAGCGAGGCUCAGACACCACAGAUAUUCCCCUGGAUGAGAAAGCUGCACAUUAGCCAUGAUAUGACGGGCCCCGACGGGAAACGGGCGCGGACGGCGUACACCCGCUACCAGACGCUCGAGCUGGAAAAGGAGUUCCACUUCAACCGGUACCUCACGCGACGGCGGCGGAUCGAGAUCGCGCACGCGCUCUGCCUCACGGAGCGGCAGAUCAAGAUCUGGUUCCAGAACCGGAGGAUGAAGUGGAAGAAGGACAACAAACUGAAAAGCAUGACCCUCGCCACUGCCGGCAGCGCCUUCCAACCCUGAACACGAACCCAUUCAAGAAAAAAGAUACAUAUAUAUAUAUAAAAAUAAUAAUCCAUCCGUCCAUCUCUUUGGUAAAGGUUACCACCACGCACAGGCCUCCGAGGAGAGUACCAAGAGACAAAAACAGCAGGACAGAAAAUGAAGAAAAAGAAAACACAGAAAAACAACAGAAGAAGCCAGUGGAGAGUGGGGGGAAAAGGAAGAAGCAGAAGAAGAAGAAGAAGAGGUGAUGAAGAAAUAUGUUUAUCACAAACAGAUUCCAGAUCUAGAUUUAAAAAAAAAAAAAAAACUUCCUACUAUCAAUCGAGUACUGUACAACAGCGCAGCACUUUUUAUUUGUUCGGCAUGUUGAUCUUUGGUGUUUUAGGGCAAUGUAAAAAAAAUGACUGUGGUACUUGCUCUUGUAAAAAAAAAAAAAAAGAAAAAGAAGAAAAAGAAAAACAGAAAAACUUAGUAUUCCUCUA